AUGAGUGAAGAAAAAGAUAUGGAAGUUGAGGCUUUAUCAGCCAUUUAUAUGGAUCAUUUCAAUAGUAUAGAUUCAGAUCAUGUACAAAUUACAUUACUACCAAAUCCAGGUGGUGAUGAACCAAAUUUUGUUGCAAUUAUUUUAGAUAUUAUAUUUUCAGUUGAUUAUCCAAAUUCAAUACCAAAGAUUGAUUUAAUACCUCAUUUAGGAUUAGAGAAAGAGGAUAUUUUAGAAUUACAAGGUAAAGUUAUACAAGAAGCAGAGAAUAAUAUUGGUAUGUCAAUGAUAUUUAUAUUGUGUGGUUUAAUUAAAGAAUGGGUUGAUGAGAAUAAUAUUGAUCCAGAUUUAGAAGAGAGUGAACAAUCAUCCUCCUCAGAGGCUGAAGAUGAUGAAAGACCAUUCGAAGGUACACCAGUCACAGAAGAGGCAUUUUUAGCAUGGAGAAAGAAAUUUAUAGAGGAAACUAAACCAUUUAAAAAAGAGAAACAAUUAAAUAAAUUAACAGGUAGACAAUUAUUCGAACAAGAUACAUCAUUGAAUGCUUCAGAUUCAAGAUUAAUGGAGGAAGGUGAAGAAGCUUCAAAUAUCACUGUAGCUUCAAUUAAACCAAAAUUAGAAGAAGUUGCUGCUCAAGUUGAUUGGUCAUUAUUUGCUGAUGAAGAAAUUAAAGAUGUUGAUUAUGAAGAAGAAGAAUAA
Messenger RNA from Dictyostelium discoideum AX4, 696 nucleotides. RefSeq lists its product as hypothetical. Lineage: Eukaryota; Evosea; Eumycetozoa; Dictyosteliales; Dictyosteliaceae. The record is from RefSeq and is a predicted model, not a curated record. The transcript is spliced from 3 exons. Bases 1 to 696 code for a protein of 231 amino acids.